AUGCCAAGGAUUUCAAACGAAAUCGAUCGACUUGUGUCUACACACAAGCCGUGUGUGCUGGAGCCCGUUGAUCACUCAGAAUGGGCAGCAGCCAUCGUCGUCGUUCAAAAAAAAAAAGGAUCGAUCCGCCUCUGCGCAGACUACUCAACCGGACUGAACGACGCACUGGAACAAAACCAGCAUCCGCUUCCAAACCCAGAGGACACUUUCACGAAACUCAACGGAGGACGCUACUUUUCACUGCUCGACUUAGCAGAAGCAUAUCUCCAAUUGGAAGUGAACGACGUCUCAAAGCAGCUGCUCACUAUCAACACGCACCGUGCACUGUAUCGCUUCAACCGACUACCAUUUGGAGUGAAACCAGCUCCUGGUAUUCCAACAAUGUAUGGAUGCUCUUAUCGCUGGAUUAGAUGGAACUGCCGCCUAUCUCGACGACAUAUUGGUUACUGGUAG
Messenger RNA from Necator americanus (New World hookworm), 453 nucleotides. RefSeq lists its product as uncharacterized. The coding region runs from base 1 to 453 and encodes 150 amino acids. The transcript has a single exon. NCBI's taxonomy places the organism in Eukaryota, Metazoa, Nematoda, Chromadorea, Rhabditida, Ancylostomatidae. The record is from RefSeq and is a predicted model, not a curated record.